AUGGUCGAUAUUAGGGAGAAGCUUGAUGCACUCUACUCAAUCAAAUCAGUUCGUGAGACAAACGCUCAUACUAAGCACUUGCUUGAGAGGAAUGAACUUACAAAUUUUAAUAUAGAUAAAUCAAAGUUGGACUCUACAGCUGAAUUUGUGAUUCAAACAAUCCGGGAAUCAUUUCCUACCAAUGAAACACUCCUUUCGAUUCCGAUCCAUGGUAGAUACCAGCAAUUCGAAAGUGACGGAAAGAAGCGAUUGACUAAUAUAAUUGAGACAGAAUUCAAGAAUUUAAAUGAUUUGGAAAUCUGUAAAAAACUUGUCGAUCUUUUUAUGGUGAGCGUCUUGUUGGAUGCCGGUGCUGGAAAUGUAUGGAAAUAUAAAGAGGUGGAUGGGACAACACAGUCAAGAUCUGAAGGAUUGGCAGUUGCCAGCCUUCAUAUGUUUGCAGAUGGAUUGUUCAGUGAUGAUAAGAAGGAUCCAUUUGUAGUCAAUGGAUCCAAGUUAAGUAGUCUGACUGAAAAGAAAUUACAGGAUGGACUUCAGGUGACAUCGGCAAAUCCAAUAUCUGGCUUUGAGGGAAGAUUUGAGCUUUUGCACAAGCUUGGUGACACAUUAUCCGCCAACAAAGCUUUAUUUGGAACAGAUGGAAGACCAGGAAAUCUGAUUGAUUAUCUUCUUAAUAACAAAUUGCUCGAAGGGCCAAAAGAUGGAAAAUAUAAGAUAGAUUUACAGGAUUUGUGGCUAUGUCUUGUGAAAGGUUUACAACCAAUAUGGCCCACUGAAGGCAGAGUUCAGAUUUGUGGAGAGUAUAUUGGUGAUGUCUGGUUUUUGCAAAGUAGAAAGAAGUUAGCCCAGCAGAAAUUUGGAACACCGAAUCCUCCCGAAUGGACGUAUGCUGUCACUUUCCACAAGUUACUCCAGUGGUUAACCUACUCACUCAUGCUGCCUCUAAAAAAAUAUGGGCACUUUGAGAUCACGCAUUGCGAGUAUAUGACAGGGCUUCCUGAAUAUAGGAAUGGUGGUCUAUUUGUUGACUCUGGUGUUUUAACUUUGAAGCCUGAACAGAAAGAAAAAGGUCUUGCUUUGAGUGUGAAACUUAAGACCAACGUUUCAAUUCCAACAUAUGUUCCCGAUGAUGACGUGAUUGUCGAGUGGAGAUCGUGCACAAUUUGCCUAUUGGAUGAAUUAUUAGUUCUUGUUAAUCAUAAAUUGCAAAUAACUGGAACCAAGUACGAAUUAACGCUCCCUCAGCUAAUUGAAGCUGGAUCAUGGAAAUCUGGACGGAGAAUUGCAAAACAGUUCAGGAAAAAUGGGGGACCUCCAAUUGAGUUGCAUGCUGAUGGUACUGUUUUCUGA
Messenger RNA from Brettanomyces bruxellensis, 1350 nucleotides. RefSeq lists its product as uncharacterized. Bases 1 to 1350 code for a protein of 449 amino acids. The record is from RefSeq and is a predicted model, not a curated record. The transcript has a single exon. NCBI's taxonomy places the organism in Eukaryota, Fungi, Ascomycota, Pichiomycetes, Pichiales, Pichiaceae.